AUGGUUCAAUCCGAGUCUGUUGAGAGAGUCAUGGAAAGGUUGUUCACUGCUACAGAAACGGAAAUCAAGCCCACCACUAUAAGAGGAGCUGCUGCUGCUGAUGAGGAAGUAAACUGCAGUUUAGAAUCAAGGACUUCAAAUUGUGAAGAAGUAAUGAAGCUUGGAUGGGAAUUGAGUACAGGAAUUGAUCGGCAGCAUUCCACAUGGAGUGAAAUCACACAAACAUGGGUGUUCUUAUGUCCUACUGUGUCAAAGGGCUGCUGUGAUGCUUUGGACCUUUGUGUUUACUAUAGAGCAUGCGUCAUUAACUAA
Messenger RNA from Dovyalis caffra, 312 nucleotides. The record is from the annotation of a GenBank genome assembly. Lineage: Eukaryota; Viridiplantae; Streptophyta; Magnoliopsida; Malpighiales; Salicaceae.